AUGAGUGGCUUCCUCGCCUCCCUGGACCCCCGGCGAGUGCAGUGGGGGGCUGCUUGGUACGCCGUGCACUCCAGGAUCCUGCGCACCAAACCGGUGGAGUCCAUGCUGGAGGGAACUGGGGCCGCCGCGGCACAUGGCACCAAGCUAGCCCAGGUGCUCACCACCGUGGACCUCAUCUCGCUCGGAGUCGGCAGCUGCGUGGGCACUGGGAUGUACGUGGUGUCUGGCCUGGUGGCCAAGGAGAUGGCAGGACCCGGCGUCAUUGUGUCCUUCAUCAUCGCAGCCGUUGCAUCCAUAUUGUCAGGUGUCUGCUAUGCAGAGUUUGGAGUCCGCGUCCCCAAGACCACGGGGUCGGCCUACACCUACAGCUAUGUCACCGUCGGGGAGUUUGUGGCAUUCUUCAUCGGCUGGAACCUGAUCCUGGAGUACCUGAUUGGCACCGCGGCCGGCGCCAGCGCUCUGAGCAGCAUGUUUGACUCACUGGCCAACCACACGGUCAGCCGUCGGAUGGCAGACAGCGUGGGGACCCUCAACGGCCUGGGGAAAGGAAAACAAUCAUACCCGGACCUUCUGGCUUUGGUGAUCGCAGUCAUCGUCACCAUCGUUGUCGCACUGGGGGUGAAGAAUUCCGUGGGCUUCAACAACGUACUCAAUGUGCUGAACCUGGCAGUGUGGGUGUUCAUCAUGAUUGCAGGCUGCUUCUUCAUCAACGGGAAAUACUGGGCUGAGGGCCAGUUCUUGCCCCACGGCUGGUCAGGGGUGCUGCAAGGAGCAGCCACAUGUUUCUAUGCGUUCAUUGGCUUUGACAUCAUCGCCACCACCGGAGAGGAAGCCAAGAAUCCCAACACAUCCAUCCCUUAUGCUAUCACUGCCUCCCUGGUCAUCUGCCUGACAGCAUAUGUAUCCGUGAGCAUGAUCUUAACUCUGAUGGUGCCAUAUUACGCAAUUGACACGGAAUCCCCGCUCAUGGAGAUGUUUGUGGCUCGUGGGUUCUAUGCUGCAAAAUUCAUAGUGGCCAUCGGGUCAGUUGCAGGACUGACAGUCAGCUUGCUGGGCUCCCUCUUCCCAAUGCCGAGGGUCAUUUAUGCCAUGGCUGGCGAUGGGCUCCUUUUCAGGUUCCUGGCUCACGUGAGCUCCUACACGGAGACCCCAGUGGUGGCCUGCAUCGUGUCAGGGUUCCUGGCGGCUCUCCUCUCCCUAUUAGUCAGCCUGAGAGAUCUGAUUGAGAUGAUGUCCAUCGGCACCCUCCUCGCCUACACCUUGGUCUCUGUCUGCGUCUUGCUCCUUCGAUACCAACCAGAAAGUGACAUUGACGGGUUUGUCAAGUUUUUGUCUCAGGAGCACACAAAGAAGAAGGAGGGCAUUCUGGCUGAGUGUGAGAAGGAAGUUUGCUCUCCCGUGAGUGAAGGGGAAGAGUUUUCCGGCCCAGCCAGCAACACAUGUGGGGCUAAGAACUUACCAUCCUUGGGAGACAAUGAGAUGCUCAUAGGGAAAUCAGACAAGUCAACCUACAACGUCAACCACCCAAACUACGGCACCGUGGACGUGACCACAGGCAUAGAAGCCGAUGAAACUGAAAACAUUUAUCUCAUCAAGUUAAAGAAGCUGAUUGGGCCCCGUUACUACACCAUGAGGAUCCGGCUGGGCCUUCCAGGCAAGAUGGACCGGCCCACAGCAGCGACAGGGCACACGGCGACCAUCUGCGUGCUCCUGCUCUUCGUCCUCAUGUUCAUCUUCUGCUCCUUCAUCAUCUUCGGUUCCGACUACAUCUCAGAGCAGAGCUGGUGGGCCGUCCUUCUGGUCAUUCUCAUGGUGCUGCUGAUCAGCAUCCUGGUGUUUGUGAUCCUGCAGCAGCCAGAGAACCCCAAGAAGCUGCCCUAUAUGGCUCCCUGUCUCCCCUUUGUGCCUGCCUUUGCCAUGCUGGUGAACAUCUAUCUCAUGCUGAAGCUCUCCACCAUCACGUGGAUCCGGUUUGCGGUCUGGUGCUUUGUGGGUAUGCUCAUUUAUUUUGGGUACGGCAUCUGGAACAGCACCCUGGAAAUCAGCGCCCGAGAAGAAGCCCUGCACCAAAGCACGUACCAGCGUUACGACGUGGACGACCCCUUCUCAGUGGAAGAAGGUUUCUCCUAUGCCACAGAGGGCGAGAGCCAGGAGAACUGGGGCGGGCCUGCCGAAGACAAAGGCUUCUAUUACCAACAGAUGUCAGAUGCACAGGCAAACACCCAGACGAGUAGCAAGGCGAAGAGCAAAAGCAAACACAAACAGAACUCAGAGGCCCUGAUUGCCAAUGAUGAGUUAGAUUACUCUCCAGAGUAG
Messenger RNA from Balaenoptera ricei (Rice's whale), 2316 nucleotides. It is a transcript of the gene SLC7A14, whose product is annotated as solute carrier family 7 member 14. The record is from RefSeq and is a predicted model, not a curated record. The transcript is spliced from 7 exons. NCBI's taxonomy places the organism in Eukaryota, Metazoa, Chordata, Mammalia, Artiodactyla, Balaenopteridae. Gene Ontology annotation, biological process: amino acid transport; transmembrane transport. Gene Ontology annotation, cellular component: plasma membrane. Gene Ontology annotation, molecular function: amino acid transmembrane transporter activity. The coding region runs from base 1 to 2316 and encodes 771 amino acids.